AUGUCUCUAUCAAGCUCUCCAUAUCUAAUCAACACCGCCGGCGUCAUCGGUCACCUUCUCAUCCUAGGCGGUUCGGGGACAAUCUUCAGCCCACGCUCUGCAAUCGGCGCAUUCGGCCUCGACCAACCCUCCACACCAGAAGCUGCAAAACUAGUCGAUCUACUCAUCCCUCUGUACGGGUUCCGAGAGGUCUCCCUUGGAUUAUCCAUGGUCGCCGUUUGGCGAUACGGCAACAUCAAAACACUGGGGUGGACGACUAUGGCGGUUGUGGUUACUGCGUUGGGUGAUGGGUGGAUAGCAAGAAAGCAGCAAAGAGGUCUGGAGUGGGUGCAUUGGGGGUUGGCGCCGAUUGCGUUGGGUUUGGGGGCUGGGUUGCUUGGGUACCUUGAUUGA
Molecule: messenger RNA, 393 nt
Organism: Aureobasidium vineae
Lineage: Eukaryota; Fungi; Ascomycota; Dothideomycetes; Dothideales; Saccotheciaceae
Source: the annotation of a GenBank genome assembly